Molecule: messenger RNA, 2104 nt
Organism: Phodopus roborovskii (desert hamster)
Lineage: Eukaryota; Metazoa; Chordata; Mammalia; Rodentia; Cricetidae
Gene: Prnp
Product: prion protein
Exons: 2
Coding region: 79-843 (254 amino acids)
Biological process (GO): protein homooligomerization
Cellular component (GO): membrane
Source: RefSeq, a predicted model, not a curated record
AUUCAGCUCAUCUGAAGUACUCUGCCUUCCUAGAGGUACCAGUCCUGUUAGGAGAGCCACAGCAGACUAUCAGCCAUCAUGGCGAACCUCAGCUACUGGCUGCUGGCACUCUUUGUGGCUACUUGGACUGAUGUUGGCCUCUGCAAGAAGCGGCCAAAGCCUGGAGGAUGGAACACUGGUGGGAGCCGAUACCCUGGGCAGGGCAGCCCAGGAGGCAACCGAUACCCACCUCAGGGUGGUGGCACCUGGGGGCAGCCCCAUGGCGGUGGCUGGGGACAGCCCCAUGGCGGUGGUUGGGGUCAGCCCCAUGGCGGUGGCUGGGGUCAGCCCCAUGGCGGUGGCUGGGGUCAGGGAGGUGGCACCCACAAUCAGUGGAACAAGCCCAGUAAGCCAAAAACCAACAUGAAGCAUGUGGCCGGUGCCGCUGCAGCCGGGGCAGUGGUGGGGGGCCUUGGUGGCUACAUGCUGGGGAGUGCCAUGAGCAGGCCCAUGAUCCAUUUUGGCAAUGACUGGGAGGACCGCUACUACCGUGAAAACAUGAACCGCUACCCUAACCAAGUGUACUACCGGCCGGUGGACCAGUACAACAACCAGAACAACUUCGUGCACGACUGCGUCAAUAUCACCAUCAAGCAGCACACGGUCACCACCACCACCAAGGGAGAGAACUUCACAGAGACCGACGUCAAGAUGAUGGAGCGUGUGGUGGAGCAGAUGUGCGUCACCCAGUACCAGAAGGAGUCCCAGGCCUACUACGAUGGGAGAAGGUCCAGCGCGGUGCUCUUCUCCUCCCCUCCCGGGAUCCUCCUCAUUUCCUUCCUCAUCUUCCUGAUAGUGGGAUGAGGGAAGCCUCCCCGCUUGUACUUUCUGGUUCUUGUGGUCUGAGCUGGGGGAGGGGUUGUCCACCUGUAGCUCUUUUAAUUGAGGUGACGUCUCAUUCUUGCUUCUCUCUUUGUCCCCCGUAGGCUAAUAAUGCCCUCGGCACUGGUGGGCCCUGGAAAAUGUACAGUAGACCAGAUGCUAUUCGAUCCAGACUCUUUUGAUUGGGCCCAUCACAGGCCAGCACUAACACCAGGCCAGUACAAAUAUAACAGCAAGUAAUCGCUGGGUAGUCCAGGCUUUGUUUUGGUCUAGUCAGUAAAUACUGGUGUGACCCUCUAACCUCCACACAGAGUACACAGUAACAGACACACAGAACUGUUAAAAAUAGGUAAAGGGUUCUACAGCCAAAGAAGUCAUUGUUUGGGCAUGGUCCCUAAGAAACAGCCUCCCAUUUGGGAUAUUUAAAGCAUCUAUGUGUGGAAUUCCUCCUUUACUAACAUAAACUCUAGCUGAGUAAGGCAGCAGGGGAUAAAACAAAAUUACCCUACUAACACUGAAAGCAAAGCAAACCUCUGUUCAUUUCCUAGGAACUAGAAUGACGUUUUGGCCUUGCUUGGAUUGAACCAGGAGAUUUUGACUCUGAGGAGUUCCAACACUGUAAAAGUGUGGUCCUCCUGCAAAGGGAGAGAUGGUUAGGACAUAAAGUCAGAGCGCUUGAGUUUCUUCAUUCCUGACUCAUAAUUAAUUGUCAAAAGCCAGAAUUACUUCAUACCUUUAGUUAAUAUACUUGUAUUUGAAUCAGACAACAAAGAGACAAUCUAAAAAUUCUCCUAGGUUGCAGAUGAGAGAAAUAGGCACCAUUCAAAGUGGAAAGAGAAAUUCUGUUAGUCUUGCUUAAGUUAGGCAAACUUUGCUCCUGAAGUUGCUCCGUAUUUCCCUGAGCAGACAACCACUCUGCAAUAGCAUCAGCCUGCACUGCGGGUGUUCUGUGUAGAAUAUAUAAAGUAUUACUACAAGCUUAGGCCUUCUGUUCUGAUGCAUCCGAAGUUCGUAACAUACUGACCAUUUCGUCCGGUACCAGAUGCUUACUGUGUGGCCCUUAGGCUUUCAACAUGCACUCGGUUCCAUUUAUGAAUCCAAAGUGGACCCCUAGCUGGUCUUUGAAAUCUGCAUGUACUUCACAUUUUCUAUAUUUGUAACUUCGCAUGUACUUGUUUUGUCAUAUAAAAAGUUUAUAAACGUUUGCUAUCUGACUGACAUUAAAUAGGAGCUAUGAUGAGCA